Syngnathus acus (greater pipefish) is the source of this 2269-nucleotide messenger RNA. It is a transcript of the gene hspa8b, whose product is annotated as heat shock protein family A (Hsp70) member 8b. Gene Ontology annotation, cellular component: nucleus; cytosol; plasma membrane. Lineage: Eukaryota; Metazoa; Chordata; Actinopteri; Syngnathiformes; Syngnathidae. The transcript has 9 exons. The record is from RefSeq and is a predicted model, not a curated record. Gene Ontology annotation, molecular function: ATP binding; ATP hydrolysis activity; misfolded protein binding. Gene Ontology annotation, biological process: protein refolding; vesicle-mediated transport; cellular response to unfolded protein. The coding region runs from base 149 to 2071 and encodes 640 amino acids.
GUGGCGGACGUGCUGCGGGAUUUAAAGAAACCAACGAGACCAGCAGUUUUUACUUCGUCAUUCCCUCGACAUAUCACCGGUUCGGUAUUGGACCGGUUCAACAGCACCGCAGAGGCCUUAAAGUACGACGACAUUGUAAUAAACAGCCAUGGCCAAGGCACCAGCAAUUGGUAUUGAUCUGGGCACCACCUACUCGUGUGUGGGCGUGUUCCAGCACGGCAAAGUGGAGAUCAUUGCAAACGACCAGGGUAACAGGACCACACCCAGCUAUGUUGCCUUCACCGACACAGAGAGGCUGAUUGGCGACGCCGCAAAGAACCAAGUGGCCCUGAACCCCACCAACACAGUGUUUGAUGCCAAGCGACUCAUUGGCAGGCACUUUGAUGAUAGUGUGGUUCAGGCUGACAUGAAGCAUUGGCCUUUCACGGUUAUCAACGAUGAUAAGCGCCCCAAAGUCCAGGUGGAGUACAAGGGUGAGACCAAGAGCUUCUACCCUGAGGAAAUCUCCUCCAUGGUGCUCCUUAAAAUGAAGGAGAUUGCAGAGGCCUACCUCGGAAAGACCGUGAACAACGCCGUGGUGACCGUGCCGGCCUACUUCAACGACUCUCAGCGCCAGGCCACCAAAGACGCCGGAACCAUCUCCGGCCUCAACGUCCUUCGCAUCAUCAACGAGCCCACCGCCGCGGCCAUCGCUUAUGGCCUGGACAAGAAAGUCGGCACAGAAAGAAAAGUUCUCAUCUUCGACCUGGGCGGCGGCACCUUCGACGUGUCCAUCUUGGCCAUCGAGGACGGCAUCUUCGAGGUGAAGUCGACGGCGGGCGACACUCACCUGGGCGGCGAGGACUUUGAUAGCCGCAUGGUCAAUUUCUUCACCAACGAGUUCAAGCGCAAGCACAAGAAGGACCUCAGCGGCAACAAGCGCGCUGUGCGGCGCCUGCGCACGGCGUGCGAGAGGGCAAAGCGCACGCUAUCCUCCAGCACGCAGGCCAGCAUCGAGAUCGACUCGCUGUUCGAGGGCAUCGACUUCUACACCUCGAUCACCAGGGCUCGCUUCGAGGAGCUCAACGGGGACCUCUUCCGCGGCACCCUGCAGCCCGUGGAGAAUGCGCUGCGCGACGCCAAGCUGGACAAGUCGUCCAUCAACGAAAUCGUCCUGGUAGGGGGCUCCACUCGUAUUCCCAGGAUCCAGAAGCUGCUGCAGGACUUCUUCAACGGGAAGGAACUGAACAAGAGCAUCAACCCCGACGAAGCUGUGGCCUACGGCGCAGCUGUGCAGGCCGCCAUCCUCUCCGGCGACAAGUCUGAGGCAGUUCAAGACCUGCUGCUGCUGGACGUGACCCCCUUGUCUCUGGGCAUCGAGACGGCCGGCGGCGUUAUGACGUCGCUCAUCACGAGGAACAGCACUAUCCCCACCAAGCAGACGCAGGUGUUCACCACCUACUCUGACAACCAGCCCGGUGUGCUCAUUCAGGUGUUUGAAGGCGAAAGGGCCAUGACCAAAGACAACAACAUUCUGGGCAAGUUCGAGCUUGCCGGGAUCCCCCCAGCCCCCCGGGGCGUUCCACAAAUCGAGGUGACCUUCGAUAUCGACGCCAACGGCAUCUUGAACGUGAGCGCGGCUGACAAGAGCACCGGCAAGGAGAACAAGAUCACCAUCACCAACGACAAAGGUCGUUUGAGCAAGGACGACAUCGACCGCAUGGUGCGCGAGGCGGAGCAGUACAAGGCGGAGGACAACCUGCAGAGGGAGAAGGUGGCCGCCAAGAACUCGCUGGAGGCGUACGCCUUCAACAUGAAGGCCAGCAUGGAGGACGAAAAGCUCAAGGACAAGGUCAGCGACGACGACAAGAAAAUGAUUCUGGACAAGUGCUCCGAGGUCAUCAGCUGGCUGGAUAAGAACCAGUCCGCAGAGAAAGAUGAGUUUGAGCACCAGCAGAAGGAGCUAGAGAAGGUGUGCAACCCCAUCAUGACCAAGCUGUACCAGGGGGCUGGCGGCAUGCCGGGAGGCGGAGCUUUCCCCAGCGCAGGUGGUGCUGCCUCUUCCGGACCCACCAUUGAGGAGGUGGAUUAAAUAAAAAAUCCCCUCCGCCGUGGCACAAUGUUGUCUGCCUUAAGUGUUGCCGGCGUCUCUGUACGCUCGUUAUGGCUUUCAAGGUACUUUCACUGGCUUUGGGCUCUAUUUGCACACAAACUCUUUGGCGUUGCACUUGUUCUUUAAUUUGUCAUUUUUCAAUCCAAAACUUUUCCUUAAUAAAAUUACGCAAAAGCA